CACUUGCUAAAGGACAUAUCCUAGAUAAUACAGUUAGAAAUACUGAAGGAUGGAUUAAAAUUAUGGAUGAGUGGCGGUUAGACGUUAAAUAUAAUAAACUCUUAAAAAAUCAAAAUAAAGAAAUAAUCAAGCUGCACGUUGCACAAUUUUUAUGUGGUGUGACAACUAAGAAAGGCAAACCUUAUUCGAGAGCAUCAUUAAAAAAUGCCUUAUCAGCAAUUAAUAGGCAUCUGCAAAAUAUAAAACCUGAUUGGCAUUAUAAUCUGCAUGAUAGGAAUGAGUUUUCUAGUUUAUAUGAACAGUUUGAUGGAUUACUUAAAGAUAUGAAAAAGAAAGAGAUUGGUGAAUCUAAAUCUACUGAUGGAUUGACAACAAAAGAAAUUCAGCAUAUUCUGAAUUAUAAAGUUCUAGAUUCUAAUACUUCUUUAGGACUGUUAAAAUGGAGUUUUUUCUGGAUCUCUAUUCUAGGUGCAACUAGAGGUGGUGAACAUGUUAACUUGCAUAUAUCACAAAUUGUAGAUACGCCAAAUGGUAUUAUGUUAAAGAAAAACCAACAAAAAAAUGACCAAGGAGGAUUAGAUGAAAGUCAAUUUGAUUUAAUUAUAUCUUUUUCACCUGAUCUACCCA
Dentiscutata erythropus is the source of this 627-nucleotide messenger RNA. The record is from the annotation of a GenBank genome assembly. Lineage: Eukaryota; Fungi; Glomeromycota; Glomeromycetes; Diversisporales; Gigasporaceae.